UUUACAUACGAUGACGAAGUUAUGUUUUUCAUUCUUUUCUAUGGUGUUAUUAUUACUUUUCUGCGUAAUAAUAGCUAGCUCGGGCAUGAACAUUUCUACUGAUGAAUCCUCUCUUCUUGCGUUGAAGUCAAGUAUUAUCAACAUGCACUCUCAUCCCAUCAUAUUAGCCAACUGGUCUAAUGCUUCUUCUGUGUGUGAUUGGAUUGGAGUCACUUGUGGCACUCGUAUUCUACGAGUGAUUGCUUUAGACAUUUCUCAAAUGGGACUUUCUGGAACAAUUCCGUCACAAUUUGGAAACCUCUCUUUUCUUGUCUCCCUCAAUGCAAGCGGCAAUAAUUUCAGUGGAAAUUUGCCCGAUUCCUUAAGUCAUUUGCAUCGAUUGAAAAUCUUUGAUUUCAAUGUCAACAAUCUUACUGGAGAAAUCUCUUCAUGGUUUGGGUUUCUAUCCAACCUUCAAGUACUAAACCUGGGUCAAAAUCACUUUACGGGUUCUAUCCCUCUUUCAUUGUUUAACCUGUCGAAGCUAGAAACCUUGGACUUGAGUUUUAAUCAAGUCAAUGGCUCUAUCCCAUCCACCAUCUUCAACCUUUCUACUUUGGAAAAUUUGAGAUUGGUAAGCAAUUCUUUAUCUGGUACCCUUCCCCAGAAUUUGUGCCUUCAUCUUAAAAAUAUUAGAAAGUUUGAAGUAACCGAUAACCACUUAAGUGGAGAAAUGCCAAAAGGUUUAUCCAUGUGUUUUAAACUAAGAUGUUUGGGAUUGAACUACAAUCAAUUUGAGGGAACGAUACCACAAGCGUUUGGGAACUUAACGAGUCUUGAGUUCUUUCGUGUUGGCGGUAACAACCUUAGAGGAAGAGUUCCUAAAGAAAUUGGCUAUCUCCAUAACUUGAAGGAAUUACAUACUGAAAACAAUCACAUAACGGGUUUUCUACCACCGCAUAUGUUUAACAUGUCUUCACUGCAACUGCUGGAUAUGAACACCAACAACAUAUCAGGUAGAAUACCAAGAGAGAUGAGCAAUCUUCACAAGUUGGAAGAAGUUUAUUUACAAAUAAAUUCUUUUAGUGGUUCCAUACCAUGGGAUAUAUUCAAUAUCUCCACUCUGUUGCAAUUGAAUCUUGGGUUAAAUAGUCUUUCAGGUAAUCUUCCACCUAGAAUGGGCUCUAGGCUUCCAAAUCUCGUUGGGAUUAGCUUUUAUACUAAUGACCUCACUGGAGCUAUUCCUAGUUACAUCUCCAAUUGUUCUAAACUGGAGGUCAUAUUCUUCAGUUAUAAUAGUUUCAGUGGCCCAAUUCCUAACUCAUUAGGAGAAUUGAGAUUGUUGAAAAUAUUGAAUAUGGAAGAUAAUAAGUUGACAAGUGAAUCCUCUACUAUAGGGUCCAAUAUUAUCUCUUCAAUUGCAGCAAAUUGUAGGUACUUGGGACAUCUUAUCCUGGAUCUCAACCCUCUGAACAUUGUCCUGCCCAGCUCCUUUGGGAAUCUCUCCACCUCUCUUUAUGCCUUUUCUGUAAAUGGUUGUAAUAUCAAGGGGAAUAUUCCAGAUGGAAUUGGUAACUUAAGCAGUCUAAUAGAACUAGACUUAUCAAAAAAUGACUUGUUCGGAGUUGUUCCUAGAGCCAUAAAAGGUCUAGAAAUGGUUCAACUGUUUGACUCAUCUGAGAACCGAUUAAGUGGAUCCUUGCCAAGCAGUAUUUGUGAUUUAAAGUACUUGUGGAUAUUAAACUUAGGCAAAAAUCAAUUUUGGGGUUCUAUUCCUGAGUGCAUUGGAAAUGUUACUUCUCUGAGGAAGAUCUAUCUAUACUCUAACAGAUUGAGUUUUAAUAUACCAUCAAACCUCUGGGAUCUCAAGGACCUCUUAUACUUGGACCUGUCUUCAAAUUUCUUGAAUGGAUCUUUACCACCUAAGAUUGGCAAUCUAAACGCUGCAAUAUAUAUCAACUUAUCAGUGAAUCAUAUCUCAGGUUACAUUCCAACUACCAUUGGAGGUUUGCAACAACUGGUAACUAUUUCCUUGGAGAAUAAUCUUCUACAAGGGCCUAUCCCUGACUCUUUUGCAAACAUUAUUAGUUUGGAAUGGUUGGAUUUGUCAAACAACAAUCUAACAAGAAGGAUUCCUAAAUCAUUAGAGACACUCCGCUAUCUCAGGUUUUUGAAUGUAUCAUGCAACAGAUUAAGUGGAGAAAUUCCGAGCAAAGGCCCUUUUUCAAACUUCAGUUAUCAGUCAUUUUUGUGCAAUGAAGAGUUGUGUGGUUCUCCAAGGCUAAAAGUUCCACCUUGUAAUGCUGAUUUUAGUUCCCCUCUAUCAACAAGGAUAAUACUAUGGAUUGCAUUUAUCUCUAUGAUGGCUGCAUUCGUAGUGGGAGUCUCAUUGUAUAUACUUAUAAAAUGGAAAUGCAAAAGACCUUAUAAUAAUGAGGCUUAUUCAGUUGGAGAAGUAGUUCUUACGAGAAUUUCGUACUACGAACUUCAACGAGCAACUCAAGGGUUUGAUAAUCGUAACUUGAUAGGGACCGGAAGCUUUGGUUCGGUUUACAAGGGCAGAUUUACUUAUGGAUUGCUCUUAGCCGUCAAGGUAUUUAAUUUGCAAGUUGAAGGUGCAUUUAAGAGUUUUGAUACAGAAUGCAAAGUUCUGUGCAAUGUCCGUCACAGAAAUCUUACAAAGGUUAUUACUGCUUGCUCUAACGCGGAUUUUAAGGUGCUUAUACUUCGGUACAUGCCUAAUGGUAGUUUGGACAACUGGUUGUAUUCUAACGAGCAAUCUUUAGACAUCAUGCAAAGACUAAACAUAAUGAUUGAUGUGGCAUGUGCGUUAGAGUAUUUGCACCAUGAUUGCGCAAUUUCAAUUGUUCAUUGUGAUUUAAAACCAAGUAAUGUUUUAAUUGACGAUGAUAUGGUGGGACAUGUAAGUGACUUUGGUAUCUCAAAGUUGCUUGGCCAUGAUGAAUCAAUUGUCUAUACAAUGACCUUGGCUGCAAUCGGAUACAUUGCCCCAGAGUACGGAUCAAGUGGAAUGGUGUCUACUAAAGCUGAUAUUUAUAGUUAUGGCAUAAUGUUGAUGGAAGUGUUUACCAAGAGGAAGCCAAAUGAUGAAAUGUUCGAGGGAGACCUCACUCUAAAGAGAUGGGUUUCUAAUUCACUUUCUAAUAAUCUGGACGAAAUUUUGGACCCAACUUUAUUGAAGCAUGAAAAAUUGCAAUUUAGGCAAAACAUGCAAUGCAUAUCAUCCAUUUUGGAGUUGGCUUUGGAUUGCACUAUUGAGUCUCCUAAUGAAAGGAUGGAUAUUGGAGGUGUCCUGGCAAAACUCAACAAAACAAGACAUCAAUUUCUCACAAUUUUCUAGGAACUUAUUAUGGUAUGUAUAGUAUUAUAUAUAUUCUACUAGCAUUUGUUGAAUUUAGUCUUUUCGAUUCAUCUGGACUACUGGAAUGAGUUUGCAUUUGCAGGUUGAUAGUGAUACAGAUUACUACCUCCUUGCUCCCAUUCGAGCCAGAGCUAAACUAGCUCGAUCAGCUCCUUGAGAGGAACAUAGUGAAGACGGAGGAGAAAGAAUGAUUGAAGAAAGCUGGGAAAGAAUUUAAUUAUCAUCUCUUCUUUUUUAAUUCAGUACAAGACUUUUAAUUUAAUUUCCUAUGUAUAGUCAAACUAGUAAUACUAUCUAUCAUUAAAAACAAUAAAGAGGGUUGAAUCUAUUCUAAUAUA
Ipomoea triloba (trilobed morning glory) is the source of this 3699-nucleotide messenger RNA. Its product is annotated as LRR receptor-like serine/threonine-protein kinase EFR. Gene Ontology annotation, biological process: protein phosphorylation. The transcript is spliced from 4 exons. Gene Ontology annotation, molecular function: protein kinase activity; ATP binding; protein binding. The coding region runs from base 11 to 3340 and encodes 1109 amino acids. Lineage: Eukaryota; Viridiplantae; Streptophyta; Magnoliopsida; Solanales; Convolvulaceae. The record is from RefSeq and is a predicted model, not a curated record.